Anopheles marshallii is the source of this 3423-nucleotide messenger RNA. It is a transcript of the gene alpha-Man-IIa, whose product is annotated as alpha-mannosidase 2. The transcript is spliced from 4 exons. The record is from RefSeq and is a predicted model, not a curated record. Gene Ontology annotation, biological process: protein deglycosylation; mannose metabolic process; N-glycan processing. Lineage: Eukaryota; Metazoa; Arthropoda; Insecta; Diptera; Culicidae. Bases 1 to 3423 code for a protein of 1140 amino acids. Gene Ontology annotation, molecular function: alpha-mannosidase activity; carbohydrate binding. Gene Ontology annotation, cellular component: Golgi membrane.
AUGGUUCGGAUACGAAGAAAAUUCGCCUUCAUUCUAUGUGGCGUGACCGUUUUUCUGUUCCUAAUACUUUAUGUCGUACUGAACUACUCAGUUGCCGAUCGGACUCGCGUUCAAGAUAUAACGUACCUGGAGAGUAAAAUAAAACAACUGGAGAAUGGAUUGAAUAAGCACCACCAGGAGUUUGGCGAUAUUCGCAAGCAAAUUGACACGAUUCGUGGCGCAGUUGAUGGUGGUGAUGAUGCGUAUGCUGACAGCAAAAUACUUGAUAAGGCACCGCUGCUCGGUGACCGAGAGAUGAUGAAGGAAUCGGUCAUAAAUGCGAACGGCGGUGGUGCCGGAACGUGUGCACUGCGAACGGACAUUAUUCCCCAGCCGGAUGUGCAAAUGUUGAAGCUAUACGAGGAGGUAUCGUUUGAAAAUAUUGAUGGUGGCGUGUGGAAGCAAGGUUGGCAGAUAAAAUAUCAUCCCAGUGAGUGGAACAGCCACCAUAAGCUGCACGUGUUUGUCGUUCCGCACAGCCAUAAUGAUCCCGGUUGGAUCCAAACGUUCGAUGAGUAUUACGAGCGCUCGACAAAGAACAUUUUCGCAAAUAUGCUAAGACACUUGGACGAAAAUGCGGGUUUGCGGUUCAUUUGGGCGGAAAUAAGCUACUUCGCGCAAUGGUACGAUAAGCUGGCAGCGGAACAGAAAGAUACGGUUAAGCGAUUGGUGAAGAACCACCAGCUAGAGUUUGUUACGGGCGGAUGGGUAAUGCCAGAUGAGGCGAAUGCGCACUGGUACUCGAUGCUGUUGCAGCUUACCGAAGGCCAAACGUGGCUUAAAACGCGUCUCAACGUAACACCGGUGUCAAGCUGGUCGAUCGAUCCAUUCGGACAAUCGGCCACCAUGCCGUUCAUUUUGAAGCAGUCGGGGUUUGAGAAUCUGCUCAUUCAACGCACACAUUACAUCGUGAAGAAGAAUCUGGCUCUCAAGAAGCAUCUGGAAUUCCGUUGGCGCCAGCUAUGGGAUACGCGGGGUGAUACGGAUCUUUUUACGCACAUGAUGCCAUUUUAUUCGUACGAUGUGCCACACACGUGUGGUCCGGAUCCGAAGAUAUGCUGCCAGUUCGAUUUCAAACGUUUGCCGAGCAUGGGUCUCAGCUGCCCUUGGCACGUACCGCCCCGUCCCAUCAGCGAUCAGAAUGUGGCCGAACGGGCCGAGCUAAUAGUGGACCAGUGGCGCAAAAAGUCCGUUCUGUACCGAACCAGAAAUGUGCUUAUUCCGCUCGGUGAUGAUUUUCGUUACACCACGAGCAGUGAGUGGGAAGCUCAGCGGGUCAAUUUCGAGCGACUGUUUGACUACAUCAACAACGAACCGUCGCUAAAUGUGGAGGCAAAGUUUGCCACACUGCAGGACUAUUUCGAUGCGGUACGUGCCACCAGUGGUGCAAAUGGAAUGGAACAGUUUCCCUCGCUGACGGGCGAUUUCUUCACAUAUGCCGACGUUAAUCAGGAUUAUUGGAGCGGCUAUUUUACGUCACGACCGUACCACAAACGGCAGGAUAGGAUUUUGCUACACUACAUUCGUUCUGCUGAGAUGCUGCAUGCUUGGAAUGUGUGGGAACCGGCGAGCGAUUGGAAGCCGCUAGCGGACCGGUUGGAAUAUGCACGGCGGCAGCUGUCACUGUUCCAGCAUCACGACGGCAUCACCGGCACGGCAAAGGAUCACGUUAUGGAGGACUACGCCCAGCGCAUGUCACGUGCGAUCGAAGAUUGUAAAUUCGUUAUGCAGCAGACGGUUUAUCGAAUGCUUACGAAACCCUCGGUUUAUCAUCCGGAUCCGGCCUUCAGUUACCUCUCGAUCGAUGAUUCCCGUACGGUCAAUGGAUGGAUGGACAAUGCACGACCGACCAUCAUACUGGGAGAAGAGCUACCGAGCAAGCAGGUGGUUCUGCAUAACUCUCUUCCGUAUACACGCUCGGAAGUGGUCGAGUUUUACGUGGCCAGUCCGUUCGUGAUGGUUCUGGAUGCAAGUGGAGGCACGGUACCGAGUCAAAUCGCACCCGUGUGGUCGUGGCACACCCGUCCGGACGGUAUAAGUCAACCGCAACCUUCAAAUACUAAAUAUAGAUUAUUAUUCCGCGCCAACGUUCCACCGUUGGGAUUGAGUGUCUACACUAUCAAUUCUAGAAAUAGCGCAGAGGAAUCACUUGGCGUCACGUAUACGAAAGCGAUCAUAUUGUCCAAGUCUCCGUUCACCGUUAAUCUGGCCGCAGGGUAUCCGGAGGAUAUUGACCACGCAUCACCGACGGAAAUGUCUUUACGGUUUGAGGACGGCGGUUCAACAAGUGCUGCUUUUACGUCGAAGGGUUUACUGAAAUCGCUCACGAUCGAAAAUAAUCAGGCGACGGUGCCGGUGCACCUAGAAUUCUAUCGCUACGGUAUGCAACUUAGCUCGGGCAAGAGCGGUGCAUACCUUUUCCAUCCGGCUGGCAACGCCACUCUGCUUACCUACGAGCAACCGAUCGUGCUGGUCAUGAAGGGUCCGCUAGAAACGAGCAUUACCGCUGGUUUACCGUUUGCCGUACAUCAAACGAUUCUGCGGGACGAUACUGUGGAAAUUCGCAACUUGGUGGAUAUUGGCCACCGAGACAACACGGAAAUAGUGAUGCGUUUGCAGACAAAUAUCAACAGCGGUGCUACCUUCUACACCGAUCUGAAUGGUAUGCAGAUCAUCAAACGCAAACGAUUCCAGAAGCUUCCGAUCCAGGCAAACUACUAUCCCGUCCCGUCGAGUAUGUUUAUCGAGGAUGACUUUUACCGCUUGACGUUGCUCGGCGGACAGCCACUCGGUGGUUCGUCGCUGAGCUCCGGUGAAAUGGAAAUCAUGCAAGAUCGUCGACUUACGCGUGAUGAUGAUCGUGGGUUGGGUCAGGGUGUUCAGGAUAACAUGCCAGUGAUGCACCUGUUCCGGUUGGUCCUGGAGUCGCGAGAAUCGUGCACCAAACCGGAUCCCGAUUAUCCGUCCGGUUUUCUAACACUUCCAGCCCAUUCACAACUACAGAGCUUACUUCAUCCGCUAGAUAAACUGAUCUACAACGAAAACUAUUGGACGGGAUUGCAAAAGGAAGGUUUUGGAGCGCGUCACGAACCGUUGGAACGGGGACUCGAAGUCGUUGCCAUCCGUGAGUUACCCCACGUGAACUUUGGUAGGACAUCAGGAGCAUCACCUAUUGGGUUGAUUGUUCAUCGGACCAAUUUCGAAGACUGCGGGUCGGAGGCAAACAUGGAAGGAAUGUUGAACAUCAAGAAACUUCUCACCCUUGACGAUGGACACGAUAUUUAUUCAUCUCGAUUGACGUUGCUGAAACCCUUGGAAAUGGUUCAAUCGGAUGACAUUAGCCUCUGUCCAAUGGAUGCCAAAGCGUACAUAGUAAAACGAUAA